AUGGAAUGUUUAGAAGCAAUGAUUGAAAAUAUUACAGAAUUUUAUUCGCCAUAUUUAGAGUUAAAAGCUGCUGGAAUACUUGAUAUUCUUAUUCAUAAGUAAAUCGACUCUUUUUUUAAUUAGAAAUUCUUAUGAAAUCUAUGCAGAAUGAAUGGCAAUUUGUGGAGGAGAAUUUACUUCUUUAAUCCUUGUAAAGAGCAUUAUUUCUAAGAAUAGUUGGUGCAAUUCGUAGUGCUCAGUACUAUGUCGUGCUGCUGAGUAUUACAGAGAUGUAUGGGACCAAGGUCUUUUUGAUUUCGAUCUCAAUUAUGGUCUCGGCUCAGAGAAAACUAUUUCAAUAUUUAUUCGUAUUACAUUCAGAAAAGCCUUCAAUAUUCGUUUUUUUAUUAUUUAGUUGUCGACGAGUACUGUUUUGAGUCAUCUAUCUUGGAUUAUGCUCAGAGAGAUAUGAUUUAUAAGAUAAUUCGCUUAAAACUAUAAUCUUUAAGAUAAAAAUAAGAUUCUGCAUAAGGACGGAUGAGGUAAACUUCGGUUCGAUCCGAACAUUUCUCUAACCCAUAUUUCUUUAUUGACUAUUAAAAUCUAUAUGAAUUUGAUAUGUUG
Rotaria sordida is the source of this 603-nucleotide messenger RNA. NCBI's taxonomy places the organism in Eukaryota, Metazoa, Rotifera, Eurotatoria, Philodinida, Philodinidae. The record is from the annotation of a GenBank genome assembly.